Messenger RNA from Brettanomyces bruxellensis, 1488 nucleotides. It is a transcript of the gene FRS2, whose product is annotated as Phenylalanyl-tRNA synthetase, beta subunit, cytoplasmic. NCBI's taxonomy places the organism in Eukaryota, Fungi, Ascomycota, Pichiomycetes, Pichiales, Pichiaceae. The transcript has a single exon. The record is from RefSeq and is a predicted model, not a curated record. Gene Ontology annotation, biological process: phenylalanyl-tRNA aminoacylation. Gene Ontology annotation, molecular function: phenylalanine-tRNA ligase activity; tRNA binding; ATP binding. Gene Ontology annotation, cellular component: phenylalanine-tRNA ligase complex; cytosol; cytoplasm. Bases 1 to 1488 code for a protein of 495 amino acids.
AUGGGGGACCUUCAGCAUAAAAUACUUGAAAUUUUGAACGUAUCUGGUUCGAUUGCGGACACUAGUAAAGAAUUGCCAGAUGCUGAUCCUCAACAAGUUUAUGCAGCUUUAAAUUCUCUCUCUUCCAGGUCGAUGAUAACUUACAAGGUGCACCAACAUGAUGUUUGGCAUCUUACCGAUGAGGCAAAAGAUGUGGUAGCAAAUGGAUCUCAUGAGUUCCGACUUUUAAAUGAAGUCAUAAAACGUCUUGAGGGUUUGAAGAUUUCCGAAGUUACUUCAAUCAUGGGUAAAAGUGGAAAGAUUGCUCAGGGUCGGGCCUUCAAGAAUGGUUGGAUUCGUAAGGAUGGUGAUAAAUUGUUGUCCAAAGUUUCAGGGACUGACAAUAUUAGAGAUGAAACUGCCGAACAAUUGAGAAAAAUUGAAAAGCAGGGAACUUUGGAAAACAAAAAGGAAUUAAAAGAUCUUAAGAAGAGAAAGCUGAUUACUGCAGCUAAUGUGAACACCUACUCAGUUGAAAAGGGAGUUGAGUUCUCUAUCGAGAUAAAAAAACUCGAGACGGAUAUUACUGCAGAAAUGGUGCAAAGUGGUUCUUGGAAUAAAGCUGCAUUUAAGCCUUAUAACUUUUGUUCCCAAGGUGUUUUCCCUCAUUCUGGUGCAUUGCAUCCGCUAAAUAAAGUUCGGGAAGAAUUCCGGCAAAUUUUCUUUUCUAUGGGCUUUACUGAGAUGCCAUCAAAUCAGUAUGUUGAAAGUGGUUUUUGGAACUUUGAUACCUUGUUUGUUCCCCAACAGCAUCCUGCCCGUGAUCUUCAGGAUACAUUUUAUUUGAAAGAUCCGGUUAAGGCAGAUCCUCCAAAAGAUAAACAAUAUUGGGAGAAUAUUAAAAAGGUUCAUCAAGGAGGCGCCUUUGGAUCGAUAGGCUAUAGGUACCCUUGGAGAGCUGAAGAGUCGUUGAGAGAAGUUCUCAGAACACACACAACUGCUGUGUCUUCAAAAAUGCUUAAGAAGCUUGCAGAUGAUCCAAAGCCAACCAGAUUGUUUUCUAUCGAUCGUGUCUUCCGUAAUGAAGCUGUUGAUGCAACUCAUUUAGCAGAAUUUCAUCAAGUUGAAGGCGUUUUUGCAGACUACAGUCUAACCUUAGGUGAUUUAAUUGGUUUUAUGCAACAGUUCUUUUCGCACAUGGGUGUCAAUGAUCUUCGUUUCAAACCAACAUAUAAUCCAUACACCGAACCAUCUAUGGAAAUUUAUGCAUGGCAUUCAGGAUUGAAGGAAUGGGUUGAGAUUGGAAAUUCUGGCAUGUUUAGACCUGAGAUGUUGGAGCCUAUGGGAUUACCUAAAAAUUUAAGAGUCCUUGGAUGGGGAUUGUCGUUGGAGAGACCAACUAUGAUCAAGUACGGUGUCAAGAAUAUUAGAGAGUUGUUGGGUCAUAAGGUCAAUCUCGACUUUAUUGAAAGUAAUCCUGCUCCAAGAUUGGAACAACAGAUUUUUUGA